This is a messenger RNA of Dalotia coriaria, 773 nucleotides long. RefSeq lists its product as uncharacterized. The record is from RefSeq and is a predicted model, not a curated record. Lineage: Eukaryota; Metazoa; Arthropoda; Insecta; Coleoptera; Staphylinidae. The transcript is spliced from 2 exons. Bases 87 to 737 code for a protein of 216 amino acids.
AAAUUAAUUUUUAGGUUAUAUUGUAUGCUUUUUGUCAAGUUUAAACGAUUUUAACUGCUAAAACCGUUUAAUAAGCUAUUAAAACAAUGUCUACAAGUAAUAAUGAACUUCUCACACAAAUAUUUAAGUCAUUUUCUUUGGAAAACGACGAAAAUUCGCUUCAAUCACCGCAAAAAGAUCCACUACAUCUACUAAAUGAAGAAACUGAGAAGUUGUUACUCAGCUUAAAUAAAGAACGUGACGAUCUUCUACAACAAAUAAACUAUGUUUCUCAGACUUCUAGUUCUAUAAAAUCUUUGUCAGAGCAUGCAAGAGUACAAUGCCGAGCAAAAAUGAGUAAGUUCAUUGAAAUAGAUGCUUUAAUGAAUACUUCAGAGUAUAAAUUAAAGUAUGCAGACAAUUCCAUUGUCUCCAGUGUUAAAAUGACUGUAGAAUAUUGUGAUAAAUCUGUUGAGGGUUUAAAUGAGGAAGUUAAAGCUUUAGAUGAUUAUAUUGACAGAAUAAAAGAGCAGCAAAUGUUAGCUGUGGGUGUAACUGGUGGUGGAAUGACUAAAGAUGUUAAGAAUAUUGAUAAUGCCACUCUUACAUAUUAUGAGAAUGGGUUGGUGGAUAUUGUAGAGAGUGAUAAUGAACCAAUUGUAAGAAAUGUUGAGAGGAAAGCUAAGUUUAAAACAAAAGAUGAAAGAGAUGAGUAUUUCAGAAGAAUAAAGCUUGAAGAGGAGGAAAAAGAGACUUAAAUGAUGUGUUUUUAAAUAAAACGCUUGUUUUGUAAA